Polypterus senegalus (gray bichir) is the source of this 1089-nucleotide messenger RNA. RefSeq names its product 3-oxo-5-alpha-steroid 4-dehydrogenase 2-like. Gene Ontology annotation, cellular component: membrane. The transcript is spliced from 5 exons. Gene Ontology annotation, molecular function: 3-oxo-5-alpha-steroid 4-dehydrogenase activity. NCBI's taxonomy places the organism in Eukaryota, Metazoa, Chordata, Cladistia, Polypteriformes, Polypteridae. Bases 36 to 800 code for a protein of 254 amino acids. Gene Ontology annotation, biological process: steroid biosynthetic process. The record is from RefSeq and is a predicted model, not a curated record.
CCAGCAGGCGACUGGCUACAGAGCGGCUGGCAGCCAUGCAGUGUUGCGAGGGUCUCGUCAUCGCCUAUACUACGGCUCUCGCUUUCGCAGGCGUCUUGUUCUGUUACCGACAGGUGUUUGUACGCAAUGCCUUCAGUUACGGGCGCUACAUAAAAACGAUUGCCGGAGGUACUGAACUUGGGGCAAAAGUCGCCUGGUUCAUCCAGGAGCUGCCUGCUUUCCUGGCCCCCGUCCUUCUGUGCUGCUAUAAAAUGACGCCGAGCCCCGUCGCCGCCAAGAUGCUGCUCGGGAUGUUCUGCGGGCAUUACUUUCAAAGGACCUUCAUCUACUCCCUGUUGACCCGGGGCCGACACUCCCCUCUUGACAUUGUGAUUGCUGCCAUCAUCUUUUGCACCAUGAAUGGCUUCUUUCAAGGACACUAUCUGCUCCACUGUGCCAUCUACAGUGACGCCUGGCUCACGGAUAUCAGAUUCAUCCUUGGUUCGAUUAUUUUCUUGCUGGGGAUGGCAGUUAAUAUUCACAGCGACCACAUCCUGCGUAACUUGCGGACACCAGGAGAGAUUUCUUACAAAAUACCAAGAGGUGGCCUGUUUGAAUUUGUCUCUGGAGCCAAUUUCCUAGGCGAAAUCGUGGAGUGGUUCGGCUAUGCCUUAGCCUCCUGGUCACUGCCCGCAUUUUCCUUUGCCUUCUUCACUUUGUGCUCGAUUGGACCCCGCGCCUAUCAUCAUCACAAGUAUUACCUGGAGAAGUUUGAAGACUACCCAAGAUCACGUAAAGCACUGAUACCUUUUGUAUUUUAGGCAUCAGUUUAAAAAUUAGUUGUACCUUCACCGGAAUUAAACCAUUUUAGUCCACGGUGAUGUGGCAGUUGCAUAGUGUGGAAGAAAUUAGUCAAUCCUUUCAUUUAGAGAAUAAAAACAAUAUCCCUCUUUGGCAGAUGACAUGAAUGUGAGUGGCACAAAGGCUUGAAAAUCCUUGGAACUUCCAAAUCAGAUGUAUUUCUUUUAUUCUGUGACAGAAAUGUAAAUAGUAUGUGCUAUGUUAAAUAGGCAAACUAGUAAAAAAAUAUAUUAAAGUAUUAAGGUUUAA